AUGAACGAUAAGAGGAGAGCGAUACGUACCUCAAUUCCAUCUGCAACACAUGAAUUUCGACAAGAUCUGCAACGACGAGAACAGUUAAAUGAAUUAGAAAAUGAUGAGAAUCUUGAGCCUGCCGAGAGAAGAAAGAACCAACGAUGCAUACUUGAUGAAUUUGAUCGUUUGUUUUCAUUAUUGUAUCCGGUGAGUAUAUCACCUUGUAGAUAUAUUCAUAUCACAGAACAAAUUGAAAUUUGA
Didymodactylos carnosus is the source of this 243-nucleotide messenger RNA. The record is from the annotation of a GenBank genome assembly. Lineage: Eukaryota; Metazoa; Rotifera; Eurotatoria; Philodinida; Philodinidae.